Lachancea meyersii CBS 8951 is the source of this 1701-nucleotide messenger RNA. The record is from the annotation of a GenBank genome assembly. Lineage: Eukaryota; Fungi; Ascomycota; Saccharomycetes; Saccharomycetales; Saccharomycetaceae.
AUGGACUUUAAUCAGUUUAUGAGCUUCCAGCAAAAAUUUGGUAGCGAAACGGACAACUCCCGACAGAAAACGAGGCCAGAGACACAGCAUGGAGGCUCAGUUGGCAACAGCACUGAGUCCGAAGGUAGAAAGGCGCAUUUGUCAAUUGACACCGAGCUAAAGGGCGACUUGGAAGCAAACCAAGGACCCAUCAGCGACAUGCAGAGUCUUUUUUUUUCGCCCACAAGUGACGGAGGCCCAGAGGGAUUCCCCAUGGGCUCAAAUAUGACAACCCCGACAAUCACUAUAGAACAAUCAUUCGAGGACCAUACGGGCAUUCAGGACUCGUUACCAGCGGGUAUACCUGGAAACCACAUAGCGGGAUACUCAGAGAGUGUCCAAAGGCCGUUCUGGGCGUCUCAGCAGCAUCAACACCAUCAACACCAGCAAUACCAGCAUCUUCAGCACCAACAACAUCUACCGUCAACGUACCAGCCCGAUUACGGGCCUCCUUUUGACCUCAACCAACCGCAAACUCUGCUUUCACCAAACGUGCUGGACGACUCCUUUUCUACUGGGUCCGUAUCUUCGCACUCCAUACAUUCAGCUGGCUCCUACAACCAUCAUUUAUCAGGCGAAUGGCAGCCAAACGACGUGGCACUCUCUCCGGCACCCUCCAGAUUGACCACGGGCGACGAUGAGCUAGACGAAAUCUUAAGCGUCAACUCAACUAAUGAACCCUUCUACGACGCCGAGUUUGAGCCCCUGGCAGAGAGCAUACCGGCACAAUCCGCCGGCGGCUUUCCUAACUCGGUAGAAGAUAUCUUCGGCGACACGUAUACACAAUUUGACCGCGCAAAUGCUACAGAAAGAAUCCUGGAUGUGAAAAGUCCGAACUUCUUGAAACCUCAGAUUUCGAUCGAGGAGUUCAAAUCUUUCUCUCCCAGCGAUGUGCUGCAAAAUAGAGUACUGAGCAACUUGUCUUCUCCGGUGUCUUUCCACACCGCACGUCAAAAUACGCAUUUUCUCUCUGUGCAGCCGGACGAAUCAGAGGCCUUGAGCGAGGAUGACUCUGAGGUUCAUACUGCAAUGCGCCAAGGGCGCAAGGCUAGACGCCAAUCAAUUCAAGUGGCUCGCCGAUCGAGUUCCUCCAGAAGACGAUUAUCGGUGGAUGAAAAGGCUAGAUCGUUGAGCGAAGACAGAGAUAGGCUACUUGAACUAGCAGCGCUGAAACCAAGCAAAUCUCAAAAUGAUUGCCCUGAAGAUAACACGGACUUUGGGUCGUUCAAGUUCGAUGAGUCGCCUUCGACAGACUCCAACGACACGAAUCAAGGCAAAAGCGCCCAGAAAAACCCUGCCAUAUACUCAUGCCAUGUUUGCGACAAGAAAUUCACCAGGCCCUACAAUCUCAAAUCGCACCUACGCACGCACACUGAUGAAAGGCCAUUCGUGUGCAAUAUAUGUGGCAAGGCGUUUGCACGACAGCAUGAUCGGAAACGCCACGAAGAUCUACACACCGGCAAGAAAAGAUAUGUGUGCAUGGGAACUCUCAAAGACGGAACUCAAUGGGGUUGCGGCAAGAAGUUUGCCCGAAGCGAUGCAUUGGGACGACAUUUCAAGACAGAGGGCGGAAAGCGGUGCAUUGCCCCAUUAUACGAAGAAGUAACCCGUGAGAGAGCUGCAGGACGGAAAGUAAACUUCGACCUGCCGAUAGACCUUUGA